Molecule: messenger RNA, 276 nt
Organism: Zychaea mexicana
Lineage: Eukaryota; Fungi; Mucoromycota; Mucoromycetes; Mucorales; Lichtheimiaceae
Product: dolichol-phosphate mannosyltransferase subunit 3
Exons: 3
Coding region: 1-276 (91 amino acids)
Biological process (GO): GPI anchor biosynthetic process
Cellular component (GO): dolichol-phosphate-mannose synthase complex; endoplasmic reticulum membrane
Source: RefSeq, a predicted model, not a curated record
AUGACAAGAGCAACUGAAGCAUUCACAAAACUUGGAUUAGCAGCAGUAGUAUAUUUGGUCCUCUUGUUUGGGCUCGUUCCUCUUCCAGAGGUCAUUCAAAAUAAGAUCGUGCCUGUGUUUCCAUGGUGGUCCCUUGUUACAUUCGGAUCGUAUAGCUUGGGUUACUUGGGCUGGCACGUCAUGAAUUUCAGCGACUGUCCUGAUGCGUAUACAGAGCUCAUGGGUGAAAUCCAACUGGCCAAAACCGAUUUAACAUCGAAAGGCGUCUCUCUUUAG